This is a messenger RNA of Closterium sp. Naga37s-1, 894 nucleotides long. The record is from the annotation of a GenBank genome assembly. Lineage: Eukaryota; Viridiplantae; Streptophyta; Zygnematophyceae; Desmidiales; Closteriaceae.
AUGCCCUUCUCCAAUGUCAUGGUGCCCCCCUUUCCUUCCCUAUCCUCCUCCCUCUUCCCCCUCACCUCCUGCCCUCCUCCCCUCUUUCUCAUCUUAACCGCCUCUUCUUAUUCUGCCCUCAGUCCCCCAGGGCCCAGGAGCACUACUGUAAAGUCUAAAAACUCGCUCCUGCACCUGCCCCAUUUCCCACUCAUGCAUUCCAUCCCCCCCCAGGCGACCAGUGCCACCCCCUUGCUUCCCAAGGUGACUCCCUUGCUUCCCAAGGUGACUCCCUUGCUUCCCAAGGUGACUCCCUUGCUUCCCAAGGUGACUCCCUUGCUUCCCAAGGUGACUCUCUUGCUUCCCAAGGUGACUCCCUUGCUUCCCAAGGUGACUCCCUUGCUUCCCAAGGUGACUCCCUUGCUUCCCAAGGUGACUCCCUUGCUUCCCAAGAUGGCUCCCUUGCUUGCCAAGGUGACUCCCUUGCUUCCAAAGGUGCCACUCCCUUGCUUCCCAAGGUGCCACUCCCUUGCCGCACGGCCACUGCUCGUGCCUCUACUCGCGCUACCGCGCGCGCUACUGCUCGUGCAACUAUGUGCGCAGCUGCUCAAGCCCGUGCAGUUGCGCUUGCACCAAUGCUUGCACUGCAGCUACCUCCACACGUGCCGCAACUACUGCCCACGCCACCGCCACUACCUGUGCCCCUACAGAAACGCCAAUGCCCUGCCACCCACGCCGCCACUGCUGCCCAUGCUGUUACCACUUCCUGCACCGCUGCACAACCGACACUGCCCUGCCACUCGUGCCACCGCUGCCCACGGCGCUCCAGGAUCCACGCAACCGCUAGUGCAGCUACGUGUGCUGCAGCCCGCACUCUCAUUGCCAAAGUUGGCCUCACCUCUUCAGCCGCCGUAG